Messenger RNA from Danaus plexippus (monarch butterfly), 3888 nucleotides. Its product is annotated as Kv channel-interacting protein 1. NCBI's taxonomy places the organism in Eukaryota, Metazoa, Arthropoda, Insecta, Lepidoptera, Nymphalidae. The record is from RefSeq and is a predicted model, not a curated record. The coding region runs from base 404 to 1039 and encodes 211 amino acids. The transcript is spliced from 8 exons. Gene Ontology annotation, molecular function: calcium ion binding.
GUUACCGCCCGUGCCCGGGCUGAGACGGAUGUAUAAGGGGUGUGUAUCGAUUUUUUCAUGACAAAAUCACGGUAGCGAAGAAAAAAUAAAUUCCACGCUACAAUCGGACCGUGCUAUCAUCCGUCAUGAGUAAGAGAUGCAUAAUGAGUGUUAAAUAGCAUCAUAAAUGCAACCUGUGAUAAAAUCUCCGAAAACCCGGACUAUCGUGAAGGACAAGGAGAGGUCUGCCUGGAAAAGGGAUAGGAUAUAAUAGAGGUUUCUGUGUAAUUAUAAUAUAAAUAUCAGAUGUGUGUGUUGAGUUACAUUUUUGAACAACAGCUUUUAAUGUGAAUCGUAUUUAUGAAUGCUGCCUUACCGUGCCAGUCAAUUGAAAUCAUGGGCAAAUAGUUUUGUGAUAUAAACUAUGGCUACGCCACCGGAAUCUCCCGUGGAGGAGCACGCAUACGAGCUUGAACCGAACCGUGCACCCAAACCAAUACCAGUGGCUCUCGAGGAGUUGUGCAGACAAACCAAGUUCUCCAAACAGGAGAUCAGGGUUAUGUACAGGGGGUUCAAGACGGAAUGUCCGGAAGGGGUAGUCCACGAGGAUUCGUUCAAAGACAUUUACGCCAAAUUCUUCCCACACGGAAACUCAGCGUUGUACGCACAUUAUGUCUUCAAAGCUUUUGAUGUCAACUGCAGUGGAGCGAUCAGCUUUAGAGAACUAUUGGUGACCCUGUCGACUCUGCUGAGAGGGUCGGUGUACGAGAGACUGAGGUGGGCAUUCAGGUUGUACGACGUGGAUGGAGACGGGGCCAUCACCAGGCAAGAACUGGCCGAGGUGGUGGUAGCUGUUCACGAGCUGCUGGGUCGCCGGGCGCCGCCGGGCUCACCCGCAGCCAGGAUCGAUGACGCGAAGGCUAACGAACAGGUGGACCGGGUGUUCAGGAAGCUGGACCUGAACCAGGACGGCGUCAUCACCAUCGAGGAGUUCCUGGAGUCGUGCCUCAAGGAUGACGUCAUCACGCGCUCGCUGCAGAUGUUCGACACGGUGCUAUGACGGCAGAGUGAUGCGGCGCACCAGCGCAACGACAGUGAUCGUUGGAGGGCGGAGUCCGAGCCUGUCUGCCGGUGUCCCCGGCGUGUCCUCGCUCAGCCCCCCGCGGCGCUCCACCGCCUGUGCCGGCAGCUCGCUCCCUGGACCAGCCUCCUCUUCUAGCACGCUUUGUUGGAAAUAUCAAAUUUAACAACCCCUUUGUUAUUUUUAUGACAGCCUGUCAAUGUCAGUUUUGACAGCAGUUUGAAGUUAGAGUCUUUGUGAUAUUAAUCAUAUUUUUUUUUUAAUUCUCUAUUGAUUAGAACGUAAUCGGUUUAUUUUAUUCAUAUAUUUGUAAUACGAUUCACAGAUAAUAAAUAAAAUAAAAGAAGAUUGUAUAUUUAAAAAAAAUUACUGUCUAAAUAUUCCUUCACUUAUAAAUAUAAUAUUAUAUUGUUUGAUUCGUAAAAGAUGAAUAUGUUCCUAAAUAAUAAAUAGGUUUUUAUUUUUUAUUUUUAAAGAAACCGUUUGUAGGAAUCCAUUAGACGUUGGCUGGGCGUCUGAUACAGAUAAAAAAAAAAUACAUUCGAAUAUUAAAAAUCUGUAUAUUUCCAAUGAAGUCGUCACCAAUACAAUGUUCAGGUACGUUCGAGUACAGAAGUAUUAAAAAUAUCUAUUCAUAAAUAGUUACAAUUAGUUAUUAUAUAAAUAUACAUUUUAAAUAUUAUAUAUUAAGAAUUAUUAAUGUCAUUGAAUCAUUAUCUAGUUCCGAUAUAUUUUGUUAUCAUUAUCUAUUGUUUUUAAUAGAAACUAUCACUUCUGUACUUGAUUAAAACCUAAUUAAUUUCUAGGCAUUUAAUUAUACGCUAUAAUAGUAUAGUUCAGAAACUAUGUAGAUAGUUUUUACUAUAGAGCCCAUUGUUUUUACAAGUAGAGUCCUAGAUAUAGUACUUAGAAUAAUCUGUCCUGUUGAGAUGUUACGUUUUGAUAGUUUUAAAAAGAUAAUAGACAAUUUUUGUUUUUUUUAUUAUGACCAUAGACAAACAUUUCUUAUCACUCGCCCCUUCCACAACUGCUAAUGUCAAUUAAUCGAUGACAUUAAAUUGCGGUAGUGUUAAAAAUUUUACCGGUAAUUCGAUAAUCGUAAAAUCAUUAAUCGAUUGGUAUAAUUGAAUUUGUAUGCUGUUUUUCGAUUAAGUACUUUAUAUUUAUAAUUUUAUAAACACCAACAGGGUACCAUCUCCAAGUCGCUACCAAAUAAACUAAAAAAAAGAUAAUAUCUACACGCUAAUAAUUAUAUUUUUCGACAAACGGAUGUAUACGGAUUGGUUUUUUUUUUUAUUUAUUUAUUUAUUUUACCGAUUUUUCUAUGAAACCAAAAAAAUAAUCCCGCCAUAAUUUUAUAAUAACAAAUGAGCUUACCCGAUGUUCACGAAUCGCAUAUUUAAAACCUUAAUUUCUAAGUGAAUUAAAUAUUAAUAAAAAAAUAUAAUUAAUUUUAAAAGCAAUUUUUAAAUCAUAUCAUUAUUAUGUAAAUUAUAUAAACAGCGUUUGAAAAUACAGAGAACGGACAAAAUGGCACACAGACAGAUUAUAUAUGACACAGAUAACAAAUCAAAUUCUUCAUAAAAUAUAAAAAAUAACUAUUUUAAUUUAUUUCUAUUCCUAUAUAGUCACUUUUUAUUUAAUUUUACGUAAUUUAGGCUUUUCCUAGAUAAUAAGUCUACGUUACGUUGAAUGUUGCAUCACAUCUGGCUCACGAGUCUGUAAGGGGACGAUUUAAGACAGAUAAUUAAAUUAUUACAUGUAAUUUGAAUUUCCCUGAUGAAAAAAUAUAUAUAAAGAUAUGUGAAAUUGAACGUUCCUUUACUUAAAAUAAAUGAUUGCUGAGCCAAAUGUGAUGUAACUCACUGAUCUUAUCUUAUGAGACGUACCUUAUUAUCGGCGUUACAAAAACGACUGACGUAGAAUAUAAUAAUAUCAAUCUAUAGAACAGAUUAAAAAUAUAAUUAUUAUAAUUUAUUUCUAUUCUAUAUUUAUAGAUCACGAUGUUUAUAUUAUCCUAUUAUGAGUGAGAAAAGAUUUUAAAUAUGAUUAAGUUAACCCAAAGUUACACACAAACCUUAUAUAUAUACACUGUUGUAAUUUAAAUUUCUUGUUAUUAUCUGUAUUCUAUGUAUUGAAGUGGACUUGACAGAUUAUUUCAUGUAUAUUAUUAGUUUUACUUAUUCCUAGUGAUUGUUUACGAAUUAUAUUCUUUUGAUUCACAAUAUAAAUAUGUAAUGUUAAUUUAAGUCAAUUAAAUAUUUAAUUGAUGGACGGAAAUCGCAACGUCCGUAGCAUUUCGUUAGAUUUGAAUUGUUGUUUUUUUAAAAUCACAUCAAACUUGUUAUAUUUUAAUACUUUUCAUAAAAUGUUCUCUGACAAAAAAUGGUGUGAUAACUGUUUUGACGGACGGGAUUCGGAUCACUCGUUCCAAGCCAUUCACAGAUCAAUUCGUCUCAUCGACGAGUUGAACGAACGAAAUCUUUAUUACCUGAAUGACCGCGAACUGACCCAAUGACUUCCAUUCAAUCAAAACCGAAUGAUCUGAUCCGUAAAUAGAUGGCGCUGUAUGUAAAACUCAUAGCAACACUUUAAGAAACUUCUUAUACAUCAAUAUGUCCGCAUUUUAUAGUUUUAAUUAAUAAAAAAAAUUUCAUUAGGAGUUAUCCGAACAAUGCUUAAAAGUUUUUUAUAGUGAACUUGUUAAGGCUUUUCCAUUUUAUGAAAAGUGAUAUCACCGAGGUUAUUGUGUAUUGUAUUAUUGUAAAUAUUCGUCGCUGUGUCAAUACGUCCACGUUAAAACUGAUAGUAAAACAGUUCUUCAUGUU